Messenger RNA from Heterostelium album PN500, 1050 nucleotides. RefSeq lists its product as uncharacterized. The transcript has a single exon. Gene Ontology annotation, biological process: phosphatidylethanolamine biosynthetic process. Lineage: Eukaryota; Evosea; Eumycetozoa; Acytosteliales; Acytosteliaceae. Gene Ontology annotation, cellular component: mitochondrion. Bases 1 to 1050 code for a protein of 349 amino acids. The record is from RefSeq and is a predicted model, not a curated record. Gene Ontology annotation, molecular function: phosphatidylserine decarboxylase activity.
AUGACAAAAAAAAGUAGUACAGCAGCAGUUCAUCAUAAUAAUGUUCAAGGAUCAUCAAAGAAUCCAUUGCGUUUGGUAACAGCUAUACCAAAAGCAAUGGUAAAAGGAUCACAGAGAAUCACUAGAAAGGGAUGGUCAAUCAUUAGAAAGCUACCAAUCAAGAAACCACCACAGCUAUUCCGUUGGGAUCUGUUGGGUGUCACUAUGUCAUAUAUCUGGGGAAUGAUCAAUCGUCGUCACCUCCCAGUCGCUCUCAGAAAGCCAGUGUACUCUGCGUGGGCCUACACAUUCCGGUGCAACAUGGAUGAGAUUCCAGCACCGUUGGAGUCGUAUCCAUCGCUUGCCGACUUCUUUUCGCGUCCAAUUAAAGAUGGCGCCAGACCGAUUGCACAGGGUGGCAUGGUGAGUCCAGUCGAUGGACGUGUUCUGGCAUGCGGUGAGGUCGUCGGUGACAAGGUCGAACAGGUCAAAGGUGUCACCUAUUCGAUCAACCAAUUCCUCGGAUGCGAUGCAUCCACGCUCUUACAACGUCAGAACACCAAACUCUACCAAUGCAUUUUAUACUUGUCACCCGGUGACUACCACCGUAUCCACUCGUCGGAGGAUUGGUCGAUUUCCAAGCGCAGCCACUUCCCAGGCACACUCUUCCCUGUAAAUAAACCAUUUUUAAAGUUGAUUCCAAGUCUUUUCGCGCUCAACGAGAGAAUCGUUCUCAUGGGUGACUGGCUCCAAGGUUUCUACUCAAUGACAGCGGUCGGUGCUUACAAUGUCGGUUCGAUUUCACUCAGUUUCGACGAUCAAGUAAACUCGAAUCGUAUCACACGUGAUUUCAGAUGUAAGAAUCUCGAGUAUUUCUCAUGGAACGGUGUCGGUAGUCACUCGUACGACAGAUCCUACGAUAACCCAAUUCCACAAACCAAAGGUCAAGAAGUCGGACAAUUUCAUUUGGGUAGCACCGUCGUACUGAUAUUUGAAGCAACAGAUUUCGAAUUCAACGUUAAACAAGGUGAUUAUUGUAAGAUGGGAACUUUAAUUGGUUCAUCUAAAUAG